GGCCAGCGGCUCGCGCUCCUCCGCCUGCCGCCGUCCCAGGCCGGGAGCGUUUCCUCCUGGGACGGACGGCUGGAGGAGAUCCCGUCCCACACCUGCCAUCAAGGCCGCCUUCCCGCCGGCCGAGCUGGGAGGCGCUUGGUGGUGGGGACGGGACGGGGAGAGCGGUGUGAAAUCGCAUGGCUGUAGGCAUUUUGUAAAACAACUUAUAAGAGCACGUCUUAGAAGAAGCGGUAGAGCAGCUUGACCUAUUACAGAACUAUGGUUCGACUAACACUGGACCUCGUUGCUAAAAAUGUUGGUCACAAGAGUCGCAAUGAAGACAACUUUGGACAGUAUCUGCAAAAAAUAACUCAUCUGAAUUUGUCAGAUAAAAAUAUAGACACAAUUGGUGUCCUCUCUUUCUGUAAAAAUCUAAAGGUUCUAUAUUUAUAUGAUAACCAAAUCAGCCAAAUCCAGAACUUGGACUUUGCUUCAAAUAUAACACACCUUUACCUUCAGAACAAUUGUAUUUCAAGUAUAGAAAAUCUCUCAUCACUGAAAAAGCUUGAAAAACUGUAUUUGGGAGGCAAUUACAUCACUGUAGUAGAAGGUUUGGAUAAAAUAGGAGAAAUAAGGGAGCUACAUAUUGAAAGUCAACAUCUCCCUCUUGGUGAAAAGCUUCUGUUUGAUCCGGUAUCUCUUAGGUCCCUGGCAAAAUCUUUAUCUGUAUUGAAUAUCAGCAAUAACAACAUUGAUGAAUUAGAGGAUCUGGCAGUUUUGGAAAAUCUUUCUUAUCUUAAAGCAGUUGACAAUCGACUUCAACAUAUGAAGGAUUUGAAGGUUGUGUUAAACAAAUGGACAAAGCUACGCAGAAUGGAUCUUAGAGGAAACCCCAUCUGCCAAAAACCAAAGUACAGGGACAAGGUUGUAGUACAGUCACAAACUUUAGAAUCCCUUGAUGGGAAAGAAAUUAAAGAAAUGGAAAGACAGUUCUUAAUGAACUGGCAAGCCUCCAAAACUGCCAGGAAAAAAAGCAAGGAGAGAAUGACAGAUGAAGCUGAUUCUGAAACAUCUCAUCCUACUCUUGCCUUUCACCACAGUCACUCUGUGGAAGAAAAACCAAAUUUUUUAGUUUUGUCUCAGAAGCACAAAAUUGAAAGAAAACCUCUGCCAAGAAUCCGUGAAAGAAAAAGUCAGAUGAAAGCUCAGGUUGAGGAGGCAUCGAAAGUCAAGGCAGAAGCAAGUUGAAUUCUAAAAGCCAGAAGUUAUGAAGGAUGUGAAGAUUUGGCCAUUACUGGAUUUUUUUCCCCUCAAAGUUUGCAAAGAAAGAUACUGGUGUCUCUAUGGA
Molecule: messenger RNA, 1327 nt
Organism: Pipra filicauda (Wire-tailed manakin)
Lineage: Eukaryota; Metazoa; Chordata; Aves; Passeriformes; Pipridae
Gene: PPP1R42
Product: protein phosphatase 1 regulatory subunit 42
Exons: 9
Coding region: 259-1227 (322 amino acids)
Molecular function (GO): protein binding
Source: RefSeq, a predicted model, not a curated record